Molecule: messenger RNA, 703 nt
Organism: Branchiostoma floridae (Florida lancelet)
Lineage: Eukaryota; Metazoa; Chordata; Leptocardii; Amphioxiformes; Branchiostomatidae
Exons: 3
Coding region: 29-703 (224 amino acids)
Source: RefSeq, a predicted model, not a curated record
CUUUGUUAUUUUCAGUCGGAAACUCGCGAUGGCGUACACUCUGUCUCUUUUGUGGUUCUGUCUAUGUGUGUGUAGUGCCGCUGCUUUAUCCAGCCAGGUUAAAGAACAUACUCUGACCACAGGAAGUAAGGCGAAUGCAACAGCGUUCAUCCCUCUAGGGUCACCAUUCGUUUCGUUCAGUUCAGGCGGCGGGGGUUAUGAGGACCAACCGCCACCAGACGACCCCGGGUUACCUCGUGGAUUUUUCGUGUACGGAGAGGACAUCACCGCUGCAUUCUACACACUUCUCGACAUCACAAGGACUAUCAUUCACCUAACAGACAGGUUUUGGGAGAUGCUGCUUUGUACCUGGCGUUUCGUUUCUCGUUGUAUGGAAGUAGUUUUUUUCCUGACUCUACCGAGUUCCUCCCAGUACUGUACUCGGUUACGUGAAGGGACGAUCUUCUAUGUAAUUCCUCCCACUGGACCAGUUUUCCCUAUCCGGCUAACAGAACUAUCUGUCGAGCGCAUCUAUGAACAAAUAGCCUAUAGCACAGGGAUUCCGACGACAGCGUUCAAGCUCUUCAAGAACAGCAAAGAGGUUCGGCAUUUCUGCCAGAUUGCAAACGGUGGGUCAGUUGAGAUUACUAUCCCGCUGCUGGGAGGAACACGGAAAAGAAAAAGGACCGAUGACGUGACACCGUCGACCCGGCAUGAAAAGUAA